Molecule: messenger RNA, 861 nt
Organism: Eimeria acervulina
Lineage: Eukaryota; Apicomplexa; Conoidasida; Eucoccidiorida; Eimeriidae
Product: Chromosome III, complete sequence, related
Exons: 7
Coding region: 1-861 (286 amino acids)
Molecular function (GO): protein binding
Source: RefSeq, a predicted model, not a curated record
AUGUCAGCGAUGAACCAUAUUAUCUUAAUAUUCCUUCUCUUCUCUCCCACUAUUCGUGCGCUGGAGUUUUCUCUCGUUUCAGAGGCCUCCAGGCUUGGCCCUCUGGAUGUCUGUUCGGAUGAGCUGUACGCGUUCCACACGUCAACGAGUUCCUGGGAGUUUCUGCACGUCCGAGGUGAUGCACCUUCUGCGCGGGGUGGUGCCUCUCUAAAUGCAGUUCGUGGCUCGCUGGUGCUCUUUGGGGGUGAAUCAAGCGACGGGACAUACAAUGACAUUUACAAAUUCGAGCCUCGCAGCGGCCAUGCUGCAGCUUCUGACGGAGAGAAAAUUUAUAUUUUUGGAGGAUAUAAUGAGUGCAGACGGUGGGGCGAUCUUCCUCUUAGCAGCACUGCUGAUGUUUUGGAGUUCUCACUGUGUCUUGCUCAACUGCAGGCCUCCAUUCCAGUGACUUGUGAGGCCGCCCUCAGAAAUGGAAGCGACGUGAGCUCGCUGCGCUGCCGUGACCAGUGCGACGUGUGGAAACUCGACGCCCAGACGUACACCUGGACGCUCUUGUCCGCUGGCGACCCCAAAUUUGCACCUCGCGAGCGCCACGGUGCAGUUAUUUUAAAAGUACGUCCUGCUACAGUAGCAGCAGAAGCGAUAGAGCUUGACACUUUUGCAUUUUUUUCCCUUAUCUUCUCUACUCGUCACAGCCCUGCGGUGGGGGAGGAAUCUGUUCGGGCAGAGGCGCGUGUGCUACUGGCUCUUGCGUUUGCCGUCCUGGCUGGGCUUCCCACGAUUGUGGGGAGGUCAGCUGCCGCUUUAAUGGGAUUGAUUAAGGCAAACGCGAAGGCUAUGGCUGUGUGUUCAGGUGUUUGA